Molecule: messenger RNA, 3989 nt
Organism: Lineus longissimus
Lineage: Eukaryota; Metazoa; Nemertea; Pilidiophora; Heteronemertea; Lineidae
Product: actin-histidine N-methyltransferase-like
Exons: 17
Coding region: 509-2002 (497 amino acids)
Biological process (GO): peptidyl-lysine trimethylation; peptidyl-lysine monomethylation; actin modification
Molecular function (GO): protein-L-histidine N-tele-methyltransferase activity; protein-lysine N-methyltransferase activity; protein binding
Source: RefSeq, a predicted model, not a curated record
GAGACCGAGCUUUUCUUUACCUUACAAUUACUGUAUACUCGGCACCUCACUUAUAUGUGUUGUUUUUUUCACAUACAUUGUUCUCGUGGUUUACGGAAAAGUAGGCCUAAAAUGUUAUAGUGUCUAAAAACAAUAUUCAGUUAAUGGAAUUACACUUUUUUCCAUUACUGCUUGCUUGAUAUUGCCCUAACAACUUUUUCAUGAAUCAAUUUUGAGCAUUAUGUUUACAACGUAGUUAUUAUAGCACGAAAUAUGAGUCUAAAAUGCCAAAUACUUGCAACUAUUAUGUUAAUCACUGAAAUCUUAGUGUACUAAUUGCUCGCUAUAAGCUAGGUUAUUGCGCCCCUAAACCAACGUACUGACAACGCUACCUCCCCGGAACUCAAACUUUAACCGGGAAGGACUUAGGACAUCCAGUGACCCAGCAAAAAGUAGCGACGGUACAGCCAGAAGUAGCAACAACUCGCAAAACGGUAUCCUUGUCUGACUGGUGGCUGGACUACAUGAAAUGGGAAGGAAGAAUAAAACGAAGAACAAUGUCUCUGAUAAACACAAUGGUUUAUCUAAAAGCCAGAAGAGGGAGCUUACGGAUAUCAUUUGUCAAUUACUUGAAAUAUGUCGGAAGCCUUCAACUGGGGGACCAAAGGAUUGGGACGAGUAUCUAGAAAUUCAUGACUGUGUAGAGAAAAUUAGGAAAUAUCAGGAAGGCCACACACUGCCAUCCUAUGAGAGAGAUGAACAUGUGGAGUCCUUCAUGGCCUGGAUUGGCAAUAAUGUCACCUCAGACUCAGUCAAGAUACGCAGGUUCGGCAAUGGAGGUGAUGGGUUGCAGGCGACCAGGGACUUACCCUGUCAAAGUUUGUUUCUAACAAUCCCAAGGAAAGUGAUGAUGACGACAGAGUCAGCACAGUUGUCUUCGCUGGGUGCGCUGAUUCCCCAAGACAACAUACUCAAAGUGAUGCCUAAUGUGGUGUUAGCUCUUCAUGUUCUCUGUGAACAAGCAAAUCCAGAUUCAUUCUGGUUACCGUAUAUCAAAAUCCUGCCAAACACAUUUUCUACGCCACUUUAUUUCUCACCAGAAGAAUUGCAGUUACUGAAGGGAUCUCAAGCAUUCUAUGAGGCCCUCUCACAGUACAAGAACAUAGCCAGACAAUAUGCAUAUUUCCAUAAACUCUUCCAGUCGAAUCCCACCGCCAAAAUGUUACCGAUCCACACCAACUUCUGCUAUGAUGACUACAGGCGGGCUGUUUCGGUUGUGAUGACACGGCAGAACCAGAUCCCGUCGUGUGAGGACCACCAGAUGAUCAACGCCCUCAUACCACUCUGGGACAUGUGUAAUCAUUCUAACGGACAGUUUACGACCGACUUCAGUCUGGAGAAAGAUUGCAGCGAGUGUUACGCUUUACAGGACUAUAAGGAAGGUGACCAGAUCUAUAUAUUCUACGGUAACCGGUCAAACAGUGAAUUCCUGAUUCACAGUGGGUUUGUUUACCCUGACAACGAACAUGAUCGCCUGCCGCUCAAGUUGGGGAUUGCAAAGUCUGAUCAGUUAUUCUUGCUCAAGUCGGCCAUACUCAAUAAGUGUGGCAUACCAGUCUCACACACGUUUGACCUUGUGACAGGUCCAAACCCCGUCAAGAAAGAACUGCUCAUAUUCCUACGGAUUCUCUGUAUGAAGGAAGAUGACCUCAAACUCUGUGAGGACAAGAAUGCCAUCGACCUGGUGGAGGACCUUGGGAGUUUGCACUCGAGUUAUUCGAAGGAGGAUGAUAUGAAGAUGUGGUCAUACUUGGAGACAAGGGCUGCUUUACUGGCCAGGUCUUACCCUACUGAUAUAGAGUGUGACCAAGCAAGGCUUGCAGGGUCAGACCUGUCAGAGUGUGGUCGUCUGGCAGUACAGCUGGUCCUCGGGGAGAAGACAAUACUGAAGAAUACCACCCGGUUUGCUGCAGAACAGAAACUCAAGUUGGCCGAGGUGAAAACGCAAGACCUGCCUGCAUGAGCAUGUUCCUUACCCUCUGAAGGAAAAGUUAUCCCAGGCAUGGAACAGCAAGGUGGUGGGGAAUGACUAGAUGGCAGCACCGAGAGCUUAGAUGAGGCUGCGGGGCUGCCAGCAACACGAGAACAAGAGGUUCAGGUGAACCUUGGUCCUGAUGAGAUGGGGAACAUGUACCCUAACAAGAACUGUAUGGAUAAGGUGAUGAUGUUUGGAAGUCAAAUCACGCUAACUGUUGGAGUCAACCAGUGCUGUCUAAUGUGACAUUACAGGACCUUGAAAAUUAUGUUUUGGCAAAAACUUGGUGGCACAUUGUUAUAAUUCCACUAAGUGUUCUGCGACGUCUGUUAGCUAGAUGGCAGCAGUGUAUGAUGGCAUGAGGUUUGGGUGGAUCUCUGUCCUCGGCUGGUUUUUACCCACGAGGAUGCAUAGCAUUGUGGGCAAAGGUAAGGUUCAUAAACACCCCUGUCUGAUUCAAUUGUCAGUGUUGAUAAUAGUAGCUCAUGUGAGGCUAUCAUGGCUACUCUGCAGGUAGAUGAAUGCUACUGCUUAGUCCAACCAAUAACUGCCUGUAAACAGAACAGAAGACCUCGAAGAUGUUAUUGAAGUCAACUUAAAGUCAUUGUUUUAUACAUCUUCUCCAUAUUGUCUUUGUAUUGAAGUCUGUUUCUUGUAUAAACAUGUUUAUUUUGAUGCUCAAUGUGCUAAAUAGGUUCACCGUUGUUUACAAAUGCUAAAUGAAGGCACUGCUAACUGGCUGAAGAAGAAUUUUUUACUCUACGAGUUUCCUUCUGGAUGUGGUAUUAUAAUCAGCAACACCUCCCGUACGUUUGGCUUACUUCAAAUGGAACCCUGUACAUAAUUGCUGAUUUAUAUUUUCUGUAAAUAGUUGAUGUUGACUGUUGUUAUGUAUUUAUUGUAUUGAACUUUCAUGACAAUCUUGUUGGCCUGUGUGAUAUGAUUGAUGUCUCCCGAAAAUAUUUCUCCUAAACUGAUGUGGACAUUCAGGUGUAAACGGAAGGGUAAAGUGAGUGUUUCAUUGGCUGCCUGUGAAUUCAAGGAUCCUCCUCAAAGGUUUGCUCAUGUUGUACAACAUUUGAUAUGGACCUGCACCGAAUUGUUUCAGUGGCUUUCUACAACCCCGGACUAUAGCAAAUGUUGGGUUGAUACUGUUUAGUCAUGUAGUCGGCUCCCUUUACUCUUGUCAAGAAUAUUCAUAUUUAUUUCUAUUCAUGUCUUGCUCAACUUGCCUGCCCAUUCUAUGGACAUAUAUUGUAGACACAUACACUGGGGCAGAACCUGUCUGGUAAUGUAGUGUGUCCACAGAUAGUGCUGCUUUUUACAGGGUGUCCCAAAAUGACCUAUUCAUUUUGUACUUAUGUCGCAGGUGUGUGAGGCUUUCUGUAGAGACAAUAAUGGAAGUCUUUUGGACACCCUGUAGAACUCGAGGUGGUUUUGACCCAGGUCACCUCUCUGUUCUAUUGAUAAUAAUGUAAGGUAUGACACAUUGGAUUAUAAAGAGGGUUAUAAACGUCAUGACAUGCCUCAUUGGUGCGAAUAGACCCACUUGUUGUUUGUCUCCUCCCAUGACUGACAGGUUGGUUGUAUGAUGUAUUUUGUCUGAAUGAAGCUUAAUUGUUUCUCUUGCUGUUUGUAAACCCAUGACCAAAGGUGUGACAUGUAUACAUAUAUUUCACAAUGAUGAGAACUAAUGACUUGAUCCAUUUGUUAAGGUUUAUUGAUACAAUGAAGGCUUCCUAUUGUGAGCAGUCUCGGCAUGUGUGAGCUUUGUAUUCAGUUCAUGCUACAGCUCUUCCUGCAUUGAUUGCAUGACUACGCUCCCUAAAUGAUAAAGCAACCCAUUUCUCUUUAUGUGUGCUGGGCAUUUCAAUGGCGGUCAUGUAUGUAUAUACUUUAUGUUAAAUGAAUUAUUGAUAAGGUGAUUAAUAAAGCUUGAUAGCCAAAAUGUGACAAUAACAAUGUCUGUUGUUUA